AUGGUCGGCUACACGCAACAAGACUUGAUCGAGGCGACAAUUGACAAUGACUUCUACUAUGAAGAAGACCCAGAAGAGAAUGAGGAAACAGGAGGUUUUCGCACACACAAUCCGGCGGACAAUCGAUUUCAGAGAUCUUUUAUCAGGCUGUCCCCGACGAAAUCAAAGUUCCAAAAGCGUAUUGAGAUGAUUUUGUGUAUCCAUGGCUGGGAGGAUGCGACACACAAACAACCUAUGACCUUGAUGGUCUUUGACUGCCACCUCAGCUGCAACGAUAAAAAGUAUCGGAUUCAAUCCAGUCGAAUUUGGUUCCAAUUUGGAGAAGAUUCCUUCGCUUCAACUGCUGACAGCCAUGCGAAGGCUUCUCCAGAGGUAGUCGCAUUUGCUCCAUUCGCGAAGACGGCCAAGUGGAAUGACACGGAGCUAGAGAUCAGGCGCAAACAUGGAGGUGGCGGUAAAGUUGGCGUGGACUACGUUGCAAAGGUGGAAGGCAAUGUUGAUGGCGAGAAAGAGGUUUCGUUCACUCAGAAACACUUCGAUAGAGGGACAUGCGGUCCGAUUUUAGACGAAAAGAGCGGGAAUGUUGUCGGCACUCAGUGGUAUAUGGAGCAAAACGAUCUUCAGAAAUACGGAGUCGCACCCGACUUCAAGCUCGCCCUCUUGGUCAAGCGAUCAAAUCAUGCAGAUGGGAAAGGCGUCAACUUCCAGGGCAUAUUUGAUAUGCGCAUUGAAGCAGGCUUUCAGCAUGAUGUUGAGGAAGGCAUUCGUCGUUUUCUUAGGCUCUACAAGCCUGAAGAUGAUCCGGUGUAUUUCAACCCGGAAUUGGAAGAUCAUAUCCGCGGUCCACAGGCGAAGAAAUUGACAGAAAGUGUCAAAAGAGAUGUCUCUGGCCAAGUUGUCAAAGACAGUCUAGGAAAAGAGAUCAAACUCAUAAGAAAAGACGCACUGGGUGAGCUUGUGGACGAUGAAGUGCUGGCUGGGCUACUGUACAGCGACAUUGAGGCUGGUUUAGUAUCUGGGCUGGAGCCAUUUAACCCCAAAUAUUAG
Messenger RNA from Periconia digitata, 1047 nucleotides. The record is from the annotation of a GenBank genome assembly. Lineage: Eukaryota; Fungi; Ascomycota; Dothideomycetes; Pleosporales; Periconiaceae.